AUGUAUUGUAUAAUAGUGACUUUAAUAGCUCUUGCUUACGUCUUCUGGGAUGUCAACUACUUUUUAAGGAUUGCUUUUACAAUUGGACUUGGCAGACUGUUCCAAAAGAAAUGCGGUGUUAAUGAUACGACCACAAUUUACGGCUUCUGCACUACACAAGAUGUAGAUAUCUUCCUGAAACAUAUGAACAACGCUCGCUAUGUACGAGAGUUGGACUUUGCGAGAUUCCAUUUCUACGACCGCACCGGUAUUUACGAAAACAUCAAGGCUGUCGAUGGUCACGCACUGCAAGGCGCGUCUAGCAUCCGUUACAGGAGAACCAUCCCUAUUUUCAGUGCUUAUAAGGUCGAAACUAAGCUGGCUUACUGGGAAGACAAAACGCUGUUCAUUGAACAAAAGUUCAUCACGUUGAACGAUGGCUUCGUGCGAGCUGUAGUCCUGUCGCGACAGAACCUCAUCAAUGUAGACACUGAGACACUGUUCCGAGGCAUCCCUGGAGCUGAUCAGAAACCUGAAUGUCCUGAGGAAAUCAAACAUUGGCUCCAAGCCAUCGAAAUCUCUAGCGCUAGACUCAGAAAGAAGGAUUAA
Messenger RNA from Spodoptera littoralis (African cotton leafworm), 588 nucleotides. Lineage: Eukaryota; Metazoa; Arthropoda; Insecta; Lepidoptera; Noctuidae. The record is from the annotation of a GenBank genome assembly.